Messenger RNA from Phalacrocorax carbo (great cormorant), 7150 nucleotides. Lineage: Eukaryota; Metazoa; Chordata; Aves; Suliformes; Phalacrocoracidae. The record is from RefSeq and is a predicted model, not a curated record.
CGCCGCCGCCGCCGCUCCGGCCCCGCUCGCGGCGCGCACGGCCCCGGCCCGCCCCGGGCUGCCCGCGCUCCGCUCGGCGGCCGCAGCAGGGCCGGCGCUGCCGGUGCCCCGGAGCCCCCCCCGCCAUGCCGCUCCGCUCCUGAGCUCGCAACCCCCGCCGCGACCGCCCCGUCGGAAGUUUUGGGGAAGGUCCUGCUAGCAAGUCAUGAUGGUUGAAUCUGCCUCGGAGACGAUACGGUCCACUCCCUCCAGCCAAAACGGGGUCAGCAGCCUCAGCAACCAGCCCGAUGGCGGCGGGGGCGGCACAGGCGGCGGCGGAGGGGGCGGAGGGCGCGAAGGAGCCGCGAGCGGGGAGACCAACGGCGAGAUGAGCCCCGUGGAGCUCCUGCACUUCCAGCAGCAGCAGGCUCUCCAGGUGGCACGCCAGUUCCUGCUGCAGCAGGCCACGGGGCUGAGCUCCCCCAGCAGCAAUGAGGGCAAGCAGCCAGCGGUGCAGGUCCCUGUGUCUGUGGCCAUGAUGUCCCCGCAGAUGAUCACGCCACAGCAAAUGCAGCAGAUCCUCUCGCCGCCCCAGCUCCAGGCCCUCCUGCAGCAGCAGCAGGCGAUAAUGCUGCAACAGUUGCAGGAAUACUACAAGAAGCAACAGGAGCAGCUUCACCUGCAGCUAUUGACACAGCAGCAAGCCGGAAAGCAGCAACCCAAAGAGCCGUUAGGGAACAAGCAGCUGGCCUUCCAGCAGCAGCUCCUGCAGAUGCAGCAGCUCCAGCAGCAGCACCUGUUAAACCUGCAGCGCCAGGGGCUGGUGAGCCUCCCGCCGGGGCAGGGCACCGUGCCCCUGCAGACCCUGCCCCAAGCUGUGUGCCCCUCGGACCUCCAGCAGCUCUGGAAGGAGGUCACGGCCGCCCAGCCUGUCGAGGACAGCAUUAAGCAAGAAGGUCUCGACCUCACCACCAACACCUCCAACUCUACCUCGUUUUCGGCCGCCAAGGUCUCGCCUCCCAUUUCCCAUCACCCUCUGCCCAAUGGACAGAGCACCAUGCACACGCCGAGAAGGGACAGCUCUUCCCACGAAGAGACCCCCAGCUCCCACCCGCUUUACGGCCACGGAGAGUGCAAGUGGCCUGGCUGCGAAACCCUCUGUGAGGACUUGGGACAGUUUGUCAAACACCUCAAUACAGAACAUGCACUUGAUGACCGAAGCACGGCCCAGUGUCGAGUCCAGAUGCAAGUGGUACAGCAGCUGGAAAUACAGCUGGCAAAGGAGAGCGAGCGUCUCCAAGCAAUGAUGGCCCAUCUUCACAUGAGACCUUCAGAGCCAAAGCCUUUCAGCCAACCUGUAAGCGUGCAUCCUCCUCCUGCCCACCUGAACCUGGUCUCCAGUGCCACCCUCUCCAAGAGCACUUCCGACACGUUCCCUGACGGCUUACCUCAUCCCCCCACCUCCGCCACGGCGCCCAUCACCCCCCUGCGGCAGGGCCCCUCCGUCAUCAGCUCUUCCACUUUACACAACGUGGGACCCAUCCGCAGGAGAAACUCGGAGAAGUUCUGCACCCCAAUAUCUUCAGAACUUGCACAGAAUCACGAGUUUUACAAAAACGCAGACGUCCGGCCGCCCUUCACGUACGCCUCGCUCAUCCGGCAGGCCAUCCUGGAGACCCCUGACAGGCAGCUAACGUUGAACGAAAUCUAUAACUGGUUCACGCGGAUGUUUGCCUACUUCCGGAGGAACACGGCCACCUGGAAGAACGCUGUCCGCCACAACCUGAGCCUGCACAAAUGCUUCGUGCGUGUGGAGAACGUCAAGGGAGCUGUCUGGACCGUCGACGAGCACGAGUACCAAAAGCGAAGGCCACCAAAGAUGACAGGGAGUCCGACUUUAGUCAAAAACAUGAUUUCGGGACUCGGUUAUGGAGCACUUAAUGCAAGUUACCAGGCUGCGCUGGCAGAGAGCAGCUUCCCACUGCUGAACAGCCCCACCAUGAUCAACACCAGCUCCGCCAGCGGCAUGCUGCACGUGGGCCACGACGACGUGAGCAGCACCGUGGAGCAGGUCAACAGCAACGGCAGCAACAGCCCGCGCCUGUCCCCGCAGCAGUACAGCCAUCCAGUGCACGUGAAGGAGGAACCCGCCGAGGCGGAGGAUGACAGCAGACCCGUCUCGCUGAUGGCCACCACCAACCAGAAUGUGACAAUUCCCGACGACAGGGACCUGGAGGAGGAGCUGCCGGUGGAAGACUUGUCCUAAGGACCCCUUCCUCCUCCCCACCGAGGGGCAAACCCUUCCCACCCUCCUGGCCGGAGACCAAGCGACGGCUCCCACCUCCCCAAGGUGACCUUCGGCGUUAACCUGUUUUUUAAAGGCACUUCCACAAAGCAAAAGGGUUUCCUUGGUGUAACCACCUGUUGCUGACGGCGCAUCCCUCCCGCUCCCCACUGCCCCGCGCUGUGGCCCCGGUGACUGACCGACCCCUGCCGCAGGGAACGUCCCGCGACACAAGAAGCAAAAACCUGAGAGCUGGACUUUUUCUCCCCUCCUCCCUUGGUUAGUGACUGGUGAACGAGGAUGGUAGGUUGUCUCUGUCCGAAAUGGUCCCUCCUUCCUUCCCUGUGCGCGGUGGGCACGGGGAAGGCACCUCCGUCCCCUCUUCCCCUGCGGUGCUCUGCUGCCCAGCGAUGCUCGAGCCUCCACCAGCGACCGCCCCAGGGAGGGAAGGCGACGGCAGGAACCCACAGUUGUCUCUCCGUCCCCCAGUGGGUUUUGCACUAGGAGGGACCGUGAACCCUGCCCACGCGCUGCCUCCACCCAGCUUUGGGGGAAGAAACAGCAGAAACGGGGGUGUCUCUGCCAUGGUCUGGACGUCAGGCUUGCACCAUUGUCUCAUGGCUGGGGAAGAAUGCGGACCGGCACGUUGGUGGGACUGUGUCCCCUUUGCCUUGUCACCUCCAGCAGGUUCCUAAACUGCCCAGCAAGCAGAGCAGCCCACCCUGGGUCAGCUGCCCUCCCCGAGUCCGCCGGUCCCCAGCACCGGGCAGCGGCGACGCAGCUCCCCGCUUCCUUCUCAACACCAGCUGCAGCGGGUGACACCUCCCAGCCGUGCAGGGAUGGCCGGCGGCCCGACAUCAACUUCAGGGAAAGGCUCCUGGUCCCCCGCGCAGCCGGUUCCUCCUCCGAAGCCGGGGCAGGGUCUCCGAGGAUGGGCAAUGGCGCAGGGAGGCUGCACCCACCGCUGCCGAGCUUCCUCCUGGGGGGCACCCGCAGAGGAGCUGGUGCGGGCAGAGCCUGGCGGUGCUCGGCCAUCCUGCUGGUAGCAAAGCCGGUGAAACCCCGUGGCGGCUGAACCUGGCCGUGGCCGGCGAGCCGAGCCUGCUGCCACCGGGGCUCCUGCUUUCAUCUUUUCUUUUUGUUAUCCUUUUGUGUGCGUGUGCGUCCAGAUGGGAAGAUACCAAAAGAUUUCUAGAGACAGAAGGUCCGUAGUUCAAGUGAACAGAUGGUAUUAAUGCCAAAAAAAAAAAUAUUAAUAAUAACGAGAACAACACAACCAAACACCCCUCUUCUCCCUGCUCUUUCUUUCUGUGGUGGUGAUGUGGGUUCCCAGCGCCGGGCUCCUCCCGGCAGGCAGCCACGGCCUCCCCGGUGCCCCAUGCUGGCCUCGGGGACCAGCACCUUCCCCGGCAAAGCCGGGCUGGCACUGGCUGUCCUGGCACGUGGUGGGGUCUUGGGGGACUUGCUGUGAUGGCCAUGGAGCUACUCUCAUUUCUGAGCCCAGCUCCGGGCUCUCCCGAAGCGACCCUGAGCGCUGCUCCGUCCCUCCCCAUCCCUGGUACCCUGGGUUGAGGCACCGGCGGUGGGGGCUGCAUCACUGCUCCAGCACAUGGCCCCUAGCCCCGUGCCGGGGUUGUGGCCUGGCACCCCCGGCAGCUGCGUUUUGGGUUGAAAAUGCAACACACAUCUGUGGGUUGGGGGCGGAUGGUGCUUGUUUGUCCCUGUGUAUCACCUCUGUGACAUCCCCAAGGGGCUCUUGGCCCUGUGGCAUGUGUCCCUGGGGCGAGCCUGUACCUUGGAUCAUCCUUUUUGCUGCCUGUUGCAUCCUCAAUACCCAGGUGGCUGCAGAGAUGGGGGUCCCUGGCUCCCCCCCCACUGCAGCCAUCAGUGAGGCUGAGCAAACCCCCCUGGCCUCGUUCCCCGUGUGCCACCACGGCACCAUCCGGGGGAUGCCGAGACUCUCGGGCAGCGGCAGCUGCCUGGGGGGGGGAGGCAGAGCCCAGUGGGGCUGUUAACAGGGGCCACCAGCAUCCCCCCAGCUGGUGUUGCAGAGGAGGCAGUUUCCCCUCCCUAAAACCCCAGAAAACCCUUCAAAACGUGCCCUGCCCAGCCCCACGCGUGGGCGGCCGCCGCGGUGCGUGGGUGCUCGCCGCGCGGUGCCGAGCCGUGCCGAGCCGGCCUUCGCUAGGUGUCUCCACUCGACCCGUGUUUCUCCCCGCGCCGCAGCCUCGCUCGCUCCCUCGCUGCUGCCGAAAUACCCGGGCGAGGAGGUUUGCCAGGCCGCCGGCUUCCCCUCGCCCUCCGGCCUCUCCUGGCUCGUCCCCGCUGCCGCCGGCUCCCAACCGGGCUUUGCCGGACACCAAAGACCCUGCCCGGGCUGGGGGGCACGAACCAAACCCCAUCUCUUGCAGUGUGGGUGCAGCCCCGUCCCCCCAGUACCUCCAAAGGACCUGCGAGGCCGGAGGUGCCACGUAUUUUCCCCAACUUACUUUGUUUUUUUCUUUCAGUCUUUUGGUUUUAAGUUAUUGUUUUAAACAAGUUUACAGCUGCCACGGGUGGGUGUUGCUGGAGGGGGGGGGCUGGCGUCACGUAUUGCUGCUUCGCUUGUGCAAAGGAGCAGGGCAGGGUGGAUGGGGUGGAUGUUGGGGUGCAGCCCCCAGCCCCCCCUCCGCUGCUGCUCGGCCGUGGUUCAUCGUUGGCAGGGGGAUCACCUGCCUCCAUCCAGGCUUUUGGGUUUUUGGUUGGCAUCGCCCUGGUGGGGGGGCAAAUCGUGCUUCUUUAUGGCAGCGCCAGCACCCAGCGUCACCCCUCUGUGCCACCCCUUGGUGUCACCCCUCGUGCUGCUCCAGCGUGCCUGGGACACCCCAGUGUCCCCGGGGAGGGAAUGACCUGGCCUUGUACUGGUGUAAUUCAUCCUUUCCACAGAGAAGGGGGGAUUUGCAGCCCGGUGCGUGCGGGCACGGCUGGUGCCGCAGGCGCUCGGGAGCUUGCAUGGGUGCGGGGAGGCAUUGCAGCCGAGGGUGGUGGGUGCUGCCGGCCUCGGCUCCCACCCACCACCGGGGGUGUUUUGCUGGUGGGUCCUUCCCUGCACCCACGGGGCCGUGUGUGGGUUCAGACCCCCUCACUGUUUUUCUGUGGGGUGUUUCAGUAGCGGCUCCCCUUCGCCUGCUCUUCCUGGGUCCUUUCCCUUCCUCGUGCUCUUCAAAUUUAAUUUUUUAGCAGCUGUUAUUUUGCGUACAGUUGGGGCAAAAUCCAAGGCGGUCGAAGCACAAAGCACACCUGGCAUUGGCGGGCCCUCCAGCACCUGCUGCAGUUCCUCCUCGGGGUGGUUUUUUCUUAAGCUUUUUGAGAGGUACAGACACCCCUGAAAUGCCUCCCAGAGCCAGGGCGAGCGCGUGCCUCCAGGUCCCCUCGGGUCCAGCCAAAGCCCCCGUACCCUCACGCUAUCAACCCCGGGCUCUGCGAGGACAACCUGGCGCCUUCCCCCCCGCGCCAUGUAUUCCUGUAGGUCGUUAGGCGCCAUCCUGGCUCCAAAGAGCACUAUAUAUAUAUAUUAUAUAUAUAUAAAUAAAUAUAUAAAUAUAAAGGAGUUUUUUUCUUUAAACAUGUGCACAGGUUUGGAAAGUCCUGUGGCUCCAGGUGAUGCCUCUUCCCCGGCCGUUGCUGAAACGGGAAUCACGGUGGGUGAUUUCACGGGAAACGUGCCCGGUUUGAUACUCAGGGGUAAAUCUAAUUCAUUCUCUUACCCCCCACCCAGCCCGGCCGCCUCUGCAGGGUCCCGUCCCAACCCAGGCACCGUGUCCCCUCCCAGCCUCGCCCACCCCCCUUGCCCCUCCGGUUUAUUUUUUCGCUGGUUUGAAUUUUACAAAAUUCUGCGUGUCUUACCUCAAACACACACCGGAGGUGGGGAGGGGAGAGAAGGAAGGCUAAAGGACCAAACGCAACGUGUGGCAGAAUUGUAUGUCUGUAUAUAUUGAGAUAUAUAUAUACUGGGUAUAAACCUACCAACAGGAAUUGUUCUUUUUGCUUUUUUUUCCUGGAUAUUUUGUUUAAUUCCUGUUUCUUUGCCCCCUGGGGCAGUUCUGCGAGGGGAAGGUGUGGGCACCUCACUGUAAGUGAAGACAUUUUUUCUGGUAUCUCCCGCUGAAGGAAUUACUCAGUUUUCCAUGUUUUUCUUAUUUUUUUUCCCGCUGUAUGCCAAGAAUGUGUAGAGCCGGGAGGGGGUUGGAAACCGGUGCUCGAAGGGGAGGGGUGCUGGUAGUACUGGGGGGCUGCUGGGGAGGCCAGCAGAGGCGAAGGGAAAGCUGCAGCUGAACCUGCGUUAAACCAAAGGGUUUCUUUGCUUUGUUUACACUCCUGGCCAGCCUCACUGCCCAAGAGGAUCUCCCUGAUCUAGGUUUUUGUUCUGGAAGUGCUGGGGAAGGUAGGGACGGGCCAGAGCCGGAGCCUGGGGACCCUCCACUCCCCGGAGGUGCCCACGGUAGCCCUGGGGGAGCCCAGGUGUGUGCCCAGGCCAGGGGCAUCCCCAUCCCCUGGCUGCUCCGGAGAAGUGCCAGCCCUGGCACAACCCCUUUUUUCCCCCCCCUUUUUUCCAUCCUCUUUGGCGCUGGGUGGGAAGGUGAUGCUGGGGAGGUGGGACGAGGUCCGAGGGGGCUGGAGGGUGGAGGGGAGGGAGGAUGUGUAUAAAGUGACCCUUUCUCUCCCGCCGCCGCCUUUGCUGCCGCAUCCCUCGUGCUGUAUAAAGGAAAUAGCAUUGCUGUGUAUUUGUACUCUGAACUUCCGUGUGUCUGCAUUGGCAGACGGUAAACCCUUGUACAGUAGAUCUAGCUGCAUGUAAUCUGUAUGGACAAUGGCAUUAUAAAAUGCAAUAAAAUAAAUUACCUAUCA